AAGGCAGCCACCAUAGCCAUAACCACUUCCCUCCCCCGGACCGACCGCGCAUGAGGUUGCUAGAGAACAGAUCUUCCUCUCAUACGCCAUUGCGCCAUUGUCGCCCGCCCAUGAGCUAUGGCUGCUCCACACCAGUACCACCAACCGAAUGCGCCAGACGAGGACUCCGACCUUGAACUAGACUUGGAGGAGUUGGAUCCUCUAGCAUCUCGCUCACAGGCAGCCGCCACACCGCCGCCACGUAAUUCCAAAGACAAGAGGAGGCCAUACCACGAGCUGGGCGCAAGGAUACCGCUGAGGAACUUGAGAGUAGGCAGACUACGAGCAAGUAAGAAGAAGCAGGAGGCUGAAGAGGACGACUUGAGGGGCCUAUUAGACGACGAUGAAGGGCCAAAGAGGGACUCGGCUGGUAGUUAUGGUCAGUCUGGGGAGGACGACUCGCCCUUGCUACCGGCUCAGCGAACUGCCCAAAGACACCAACCGCCACAAAGUACCAUGUCAAGAUUAGGGUCGAGCAUGGGAAUACCGAGCUUCCUUUCACGGCACAGCAGCGCUGCUAUAAAACUCAACGAGGAUGGAGAGGAAGAUGCUGAAGAAGAGCAUGAUCCAACCACGCAACGGACCAUUUCUGUCGGCCAGCUUCAAACAUCAAGAUUCCCGGCAAAUGCGGUUUCGAAUGCAAAGUACACGCCCUGGAGUUUUCUUCCACGUACUUUGUACAACGAGUUCUCCUUUUUCAUCAAUAUGUAUUUCUUGCUUAUUGCCCUGUCGCAAGUCAUACCCGUAUUGCGAAUUGGUUACCUUUCGACCUACGUCGCCCCGCUAGCCUUUGUCAUAACCAUAACUUUGGGAAAGGAGGCUAUGGAUGACAUUGCCCGACGGCGAAGAGAUGCAGAAGCUAACUCCGAGGGCUACACAGUACUAAAGUUUGAGGAGAACAGUAAAGGAACUGGCGUCGCCCCAGGCAGAAGUUCACAAAGGCAGAAGUGCCUGAGGAAACAGAACAGGAAUGAAGGUCGCUUUUCAGAGAUUGAAGAUGAGGAACAGCGGCUCUCAGACAGGGGACUAGCAACCUGCACUUACUGGGAGGUUACAAAACCUUCUAGGAGCCUCAAAGUCGGCGACGUGGUCAAACUGGGAAAGGACCAAAGAGUACCUGCUGAUAUGGUGCUUCUGAAGAGCCAUUCCACCGAUAUCAGCGCUGCUACCCCAGCUGGCGCAAGUGCACAAAGCCCAUUGGUCCCGUUGAUCGAUAGUGACGAGCCUGAGGAUACGGCAAAAGCCGACAGCGUCGCAACGAGCGGGUCUUCAGGUGAAGCCUUUAUCAGAACCGAUCAAUUGGACGGUGAAACUGAUUGGAAACUGCGCCUUACGUCUCCACUGACACAAAAUCUGGAUGUUGGAGAGUAUACUCGACUUCAAGUUGUCGCUGGUAAACCAGACAAAAAGGUCAAUGAGUUCUAUGGAACUGUGGAGCUUCUGCCCAAGAGCCAGCGGCACUACGAUCCCCACGAUAGUGAGCAACCUUCCUCGUCUGAAGAAGUACAGUCGGCUCCUCUUAGCAUUGAUAACACCAUCUGGGCGAACACGGUCGUGGCGUCGAGCUGCAGUCUUCUCGCAGUAGUGGUAUAUACUGGACCUCAGACGCGUCAGGCGCUUUCAACUUCGCCUUCAAGAUCCAAAACUGGUCUACUGGAACUGGAGAUCAACUCGCUCACCAAAUGGCUAUGUAUAUUUACUCUCUCGCUAUCCUUUAUCCUCGUAGCGCUUGCACGGUUUCAAGAAAUCCAAGGUCGGCAAUGGUGGGCUUCCAUGCUACGAUUUCUCAUUCUGUUCUCGACCAUCGUCCCUGUGGGUUUGCGUGUUAAUCUUGACAUGGGAAAGUCAGUGUACGCAUGGUUUAUCCAGCACGACGAAAGCAUCAAAGGAACGAUUGUCCGCACUAGUACCAUUCCUGAAGAUUUGGGUCGGAUAGAAUAUCUUUUGAGUGACAAAACAGGAACUCUGACACAGAACGAGAUGAUUAUGAAAAAGAUCCAUGUCGGCACCGUAUCUUAUGCAAACGAGGCCAUGGACGAGGUAUCCUCGUAUGUGCGCCAGUGUUUUACACCUCCCGCUGGAGAAACCCCUUCGCUUGUCACACCCUCAUCCGCUUACAUCGCCCCUCUUACUUCUGCCACACGUACCCGUAGGGAAAUUGGAUCACGAGUCCGCGACGUUGUGCUGGCGCUGGCGCUUUGCCAUAAUGUAACACCAACGACAGAGGAAGAGAAUGGCGAAGAAGUGACUACCUACCAAGCAUCAUCUCCGGACGAAAUCGCCAUUGUACGUUGGACCGAGGCCGUUGGUUUAAAGCUCCUGUCUCGAGACCGCGAGUCCAUGACUCUCCUUUCAUGCGAUAGCGGAAAACAAGUCGUCAAAGUUCGCAUCUUGAAUGUUUUUCCAUUCACAUCGGAAGGCAAGCGCAUGGGUAUCGUCGUGAAGUUCUAUCACGGACCUGCAUCAUCACCGACUGACGAUGAUGGUGAGAUCUGGUUUUACCAAAAAGGCGCAGAUACCGUCAUGACGUCGAUUGUCGCCGCCAACGACUGGUUAGAUGAAGAGACGGCAAACAUGGCCCGUGAAGGACUCCGCACUCUAGUUGUGGGCCGCAAAAGGCUAUCGUCUCAAAUAUACCAGGAGUUCACCACCAAGUACGCGCAGGCCUCCCUUGCCCUCAGCAACCGUGACGCUUCCGUUGCUGGUGUUGUUAAAGAAUACCUCGAGCAUGACCUAGAACUCCUUGGCGUCACAGGUGUUGAGGACAAACUACAAAAGGAUGUCAAGCCUUCUCUCGAGCUCCUUCGCAACGCGGGUAUCAAGAUCUGGAUGUUGACUGGCGACAAGGUCGAAACGGCGCGUUGCGUAGCUGUCAGCUCCAAACUGGUAGCACGUGGGCAAUACGUGCACACAAUCGCCAAGCUGAAACGCAAAGACCUUGCAUCUUUGUCUCUCGACUUUCUCCGUGGGAAGCUUGAUUCCUGUCUGCUUAUUGACGGCGAGUCGCUUGCGCUCUUUCUGCAGCACUUUCGCCAGGAAUUUAUAAGUGUGGCUGUACAACUUCCCACUGUCGUCGCAUGCCGAUGCUCUCCCACGCAGAAAGCAGACGUCGCGCGCCUGAUUCGGGAGUUCACCAAGAAGCGCGUAUGCUGCAUCGGUGACGGCGGCAACGAUGUAUCCAUGAUCCAAGCUGCUGACGUCGGUGUUGGUAUUGUGGGCAAAGAAGGUCGCCAAGCCUCCCUUGCCGCCGACUUUUCGAUAGAGCAAUUCUGUUACCUGGUCAAACUGCUCGUCUGGCACGGCCGCAACUCGUACAAACGCUCUGCCAAACUCUCUCAGUUUGUCAUUCAUCGCGGGUUGAUCAUUUCCAUCUGCCAAACAGUCUUUUCGAUUGCCAGCAGCUUUGAGCCCAAUGCUUUGUACAAGGACUGGCUCUUGGUCGGCUAUUCGACCAUCUACACAAUGAUGCCGGUCUUUUCUCUUGUUCUGGACCGCGAUGUGGACGAGAGCGUCGCCAAUUUGUAUCCCGAACUAUAUGCCGAACUCAAGACAGGCCGGUCGCUAUCGUACAAGUCGUUCUUCAUCUGGGUCGCUGUGUCCAUCUACCAAGGCUCCAUUAUUCAAGGUUGCAGUCAGCUUCUUAUUGGUGUAGGACACGCGACAGGCGCAGGCGAGACUGCGGAUCCGACAUUUCUGAAGAUGGUGUCUGUUUCCUUCUCGGUGCUUAUUGUCAACGAAUUGAUCAUGGUAGCCAUGGAAGUUACAACGUGGCAUUGGAUCAUGAUUGCGAGCAUUGUGGGAACAGCAGGUAUCUACUUUGGCUCUGUGCCGUUUCUAGACGAGUAUUUUGAUCUCGUGUAUGUGGGCAGCAUGGCGUUCUGGUGGAGAUUUGCGGUCAUUGCAGCAAUCAGUUUGUUGCCGCCGUAUGCGGUCAAGCUGCUCAGGAGGACGUUGAAGCCGCCUAGUUACCGCAAGGUACAAGGUGUUUAAGGGGGAAGAGGCACGUAGGCAUGUUGUUUUUGCAUAGCGAUAGUGUUUUGUUUAAACGUGAAAGGGAAGCGUUUUCUAUCCCUCAUUCC
Bipolaris sorokiniana ND90Pr is the source of this 4118-nucleotide messenger RNA. RefSeq lists its product as uncharacterized. The record is from RefSeq and is a predicted model, not a curated record. NCBI's taxonomy places the organism in Eukaryota, Fungi, Ascomycota, Dothideomycetes, Pleosporales, Pleosporaceae. Gene Ontology annotation, biological process: retrograde vesicle-mediated transport, Golgi to endoplasmic reticulum; endocytosis; phospholipid translocation. Bases 118 to 4029 code for a protein of 1303 amino acids. The transcript is spliced from 2 exons. Gene Ontology annotation, cellular component: endosome; trans-Golgi network; plasma membrane. Gene Ontology annotation, molecular function: ATP hydrolysis activity; ATPase-coupled intramembrane lipid carrier activity; magnesium ion binding.